CUCUACCAUGAACUUGGUCACCCCACACGAUAUUAUUGAUUUUUCCACAAUGAACGGGACGCACACAUAGCUCCGCCCCGCUCUGGCACUACCGCAGACCCGCGGAAACACGACCUUAUUUAUAAGAAAACCCACCGAAAAUUGUACGCAGCAAAACAUUUCGAGCCAAGCUCGUCUAUUACGCGAUAGAAUUUAAACUAUUUCUGUAGAAAUGCAUUCCAUAGUUGUGUGAAGUUUUAUCAAUAAUUCGUUGCUCUACAAUUUACUCUACAUGACUGGAAAAUGAGUUAAUCCGCAACUAUGGAGAGUCCCCAGCCGGCGUGGUGCCCCUCACUAGGGUCAACCCUGAGCGUGGUCCGCGGGGGCGAGGCAUGGGGGGCGCGCUGGACGCUCGGGGCCCUGCUGUUGGCACCCCUAGCUGCUGUGAACUAUGGGUAUGGAGCGGUUCUGGCUACCGUCGUGCUGGGCGUCUUUACUGCUGUUGCGAUAUUAAAUGGGCGCGACCUAAGAAAGCUAUCCGAAAUCCUGCCCCCACGGAAAACAUCCAGAGGCCGCCGGGAGCGAAACCUUAGAUCUUUCGCCGACUUCAUGGCAUUAUGGAUGUCAUUCCUCUCUCACCUGGUGGCUGUCGCCAUCUGUGCGAGGAUGCUCAGUGCCACGGCCGACCACGUGACUGACGGACGCACCAGGCGCUGGAUCUUCGGCUAUGAGACUAACGCCCUGGGCGAGCCCUGGCCAGAUGUCUUAGGAGUCACUGUGGUGCUCGUCGUUUGUGCCAUGUUUAUGUGUGGCCUUGAGGAAAGCAUGCUGUUCACUUUCCUGUUAUUAAUAAUACUGUACGUGUUUAGCCAGUUCUUCGCAAUAUUUGGCCUAAUAAACCUAGAUAUUGCUAAAAUAAAGAUGCCUUCACCGUUUAGUGCCUUUGAGUUGAUAGCAGCCGGAGCUCCUAUCUCCUAUGCCUUUAGUGUAGUUUUACCGCCAAAGAAAGAAGCAGUGAGUCUAAAGAAACAUGUCGCUUUAACAAUCGGACUACCGCUUUUCUUCUUAUCAGGAUUAUGCUUCCUUAGCACCAACGUUUUAAUAGGUAAUAGUGUGAAUGCAGCUUUGCCAGUGACAUCGCUGAUAGAAGCAAGAACAGCAGAGAAGUGGGUGUGCCCACUGCUAGCGGCGGUUACCGUGGCGGGACUCAGCUUGGCUCUGACAGAGCUAUGCCCUUUACUCUUCAAUGUGCUAGUGGGGCUCGCGUCGCCGGAAUGGAAAGUUCUCACCAGAUCCAUGACAUAUGAGAGCGAGACCACUGGAAGCCCUGUGCUAGCUGUUUUCACUGCUGGAAGUUUAGCAGCAAUACUUGCUUUUGCCUGUCCGCUAUCUCACAUGAUAACGCUGAUGAAUGCAAGUCAUUUGUUGGGCAUCAUAAUUCAAUCAUUAAAUCUAGUUAUAAUGCGGUGCGUCCCCACCAUCGAACAAAAGGAAGCUGGAGAUGUAGAAUACAAACGCUUAGGGAAACCAGGACCCAGCUCUCGACCGAAAUCGCAUGGAAAAUCUAAGCGAGCACCCCUUUGGUUCAUACCCAAUGCGAUAAGACAAACAAAGACGCUGGAAAGCAUAAAAUCAAAAGUCACAUCGAAGGAGACGGAAGAGCGAGAGUGUCUCCUUCUAGACGAAUACACUGGCACCACAGAAGACAUGGAGCCAACGAGUGCCAGUAUAGUGUCCAGAGACUUGGACGACCAAGACGAGAUGUGCCACGAAGUGCCUUCAGACGCGGAAGUCAGUGAGCCGGAUGCGUCUUCUGGAGACGACUCCACUGACAUUGAUGCUGUCGUUAAAGAGUACCGAGAUACGAUACAGGUGGUAACCGCGACACCAGAAUCCAGUGCCCCUAAACCUCCUUCAGUCAGAGGAUCAAGGAUCGCCACUGCCGGCGCCAUAUUGCAGCUGAUUGCUGGCGCUUUAAUUGCAGUUGCAUUUUGCGUUGAGAAGAUCAGAAUUCCCAUGUUUGGAGCCGGCAUACCACUGUGGAUCAUAGGAACAUCGAUAAGUGCCUGGCAGCCUGCUCAUAUACUAGGGAUGAGAAAGGGACAGGGGAUCCAAGGCCCUAUAGUGAUGGUGACGGCGUUGCUCUUCCUAACCCCUCUACUUCUCGAUUCGUGGCCGGCGAUCGCCUUAUUUGCAUUGGCUGGAGUGGUGAUCUACGCGCGCUGCGAGCGCUGGUGCGGCGACCUGGCGGUGUCGCAGGCGCGGCGCACCAUCGAGCAACGCAAGCUGGCCGGCAGCGCGCGGGGCGACCGCGUGGCGCAUAUUGAUACUGUUUAUAUUGCCAGGUGACAAGACGUAGACUCGGAUUCGAGUCUUGAUAAUCUUAUCGACGACGAGGAAGCGGAUGUAGACGAUGAAUAAAACAAGAGUCAUCUUCAUCAUCAUCACUUCAUUACAUAUACCGACCUGCCUCGGG
This is a messenger RNA of Plutella xylostella (diamondback moth), 2455 nucleotides long. RefSeq names its product torn and diminished rhabdomeres (gene tadr). The record is from RefSeq and is a predicted model, not a curated record. Gene Ontology annotation, cellular component: plasma membrane. Lineage: Eukaryota; Metazoa; Arthropoda; Insecta; Lepidoptera; Plutellidae. Gene Ontology annotation, molecular function: amino acid transmembrane transporter activity. Gene Ontology annotation, biological process: amino acid transport.